AUGGUGCAAACGAGUCUAUUUUUCUAUGGAACCCUUAGGCACCCAAAAAUAUUGAAGAGAGUUAUUCGUAACAAUGGUGCUCAUUUGCAAUUGUGCUCAGCUCUUUUAUUGGAGUACACUCGCCACAAAGUCAAAGGCGAGGACUAUCCUGGGAUCGCUCCCUAUAGUGCAAGCCGAAAACUGCUCAGUUGCGAUCUGGAAGAAGUAGAAAGGACUGUUCGGGGAACCUUAGUAACUGGAUUGACGGCGCAAGACGUCGCUUAUCUGGAUUUCUUUGAAGGAAAUGCACGCUGCCCUUUCUGA
Laccaria bicolor S238N-H82 is the source of this 303-nucleotide messenger RNA. RefSeq lists its product as uncharacterized. The coding region runs from base 1 to 303 and encodes 100 amino acids. Lineage: Eukaryota; Fungi; Basidiomycota; Agaricomycetes; Agaricales; Hydnangiaceae. The record is from RefSeq and is a predicted model, not a curated record. The transcript has 3 exons.